Messenger RNA from Fraxinus pennsylvanica, 390 nucleotides. The record is from the annotation of a GenBank genome assembly. Lineage: Eukaryota; Viridiplantae; Streptophyta; Magnoliopsida; Lamiales; Oleaceae.
AUGGAGUCUGUUCUGUCUUUAGAUUACGGUAGAUGGCUAAAUUCUUCUGAAGAUCCUGGUUCUUUAGCCAAGGAAAUAAUGAAUGAGAAUUAUCAGUUCGAAAAUAUCAGGCACCUUCACCACCUCCUGUUCUUGCACAAGUGCAGUCAGAGCUUCUUCCUCUCUCUCCAUCAAGGGUUGCUGAACCAAGGCCAGGACCACCACUUUCUAAGGAUGGGUUGCCCAGUUUCAAUUCAUACCAAGAUCUUCACAUUGUCAUGCCAGCCAUUGAAUGAAGAAGAAUUUUUUGAGGUUCAAGACAAGCGUUCCCCUUUCCAGUUGGGGUGGAUUCAUGUCAUGUUACCAGAAGCAAUUGCAAUCGUCAUGGCUCCAACUGGCACAUCCAGGUAG